GUACACAGAUGGCAUACGAUACAUACAUACAUACAUCAGGGACACUCCAUAACAGUAACACCUGAGUGUGUCCACUCAACCUUUUUCUUCCAACUUUCAAGUCAAGUCUAAUUAGUUUUGACAUUCGAUGGGAACGGGCUUGACUUCGACUUGUCCUCCCUUCCGCAACAACAAAUCUACAAUGCACAAACAACUAAUCAGUCAUUUGUUCUACAAACGAAAAGGAAGGGUGGUUGGAUGUGUAAACGCUAACUUACACGACAAAGGAUAUUUAACUCGAAACACCAUAGCUCUCUUCUCAUUCUUUUGUUUUCUACCGCUGCUUGCUUUGUUUUCUUCCUACUUCCUCGUUUUUCCCGGGGAUGUCAAGUCACUAAACUCUCACUACCUCCUUACCCUGUCUUGUCCUGCCCUCUCCUCUUCUCUCUCUCUCCGCCCCGACCCCUAACUCUUCCCUCCCUCUAUCUUCUCAAGAGUACAUCAUAACUCACCCAAGU
This is a messenger RNA of Aaosphaeria arxii CBS 175.79, 497 nucleotides long. RefSeq lists its product as uncharacterized. The coding region runs from base 128 to 448 and encodes 106 amino acids. The record is from RefSeq and is a predicted model, not a curated record. The transcript has a single exon. Lineage: Eukaryota; Fungi; Ascomycota; Dothideomycetes; Pleosporales.